AUGUUGAACAUACAACGAAUGACGACGUCAAUUUAUUCGUAUCUAUCUAUCUAUCUAUCUAUCUAUCUAUCUAUCUAUCUAUCUAAUCAAUCCGUUUUAUCUAUCUAUUUAUCUAUCUAUCUAUCUAUCUCAGUGAAUUUAUAUCUAUUCUCUAUAGGCAGUCCGUUCUUAUCUAUCUAUCUAUCUAUCUAUCUAUCUAUCUAUCUAUCUAUCUGUCUCAGUCAAUUUAUAUCUCUCUGUCUAUCCAUAUCAGUCCGUUCUUAUCUAUCUAUCUCUCUAGCUAAGUUUGUUUAUCUAUCUAUCUAUCUAUCUAUCUAUCUAUCUAUCUAUCUAUCUAUCCUACGAGCUAAGUUUGUUAAUAUCUAUCUAUCUAUCUAUCUAUCUAUCUAUCUAUCUAUCUAUCUAAAUAUCCUAGACGAAUCUAUCUUAGUCUGUUCGAAUCUAUCUAUCUAUCUAUCUAUCUAUCUAUCUAUCUAUCUAUCUAUCUAUCUAUCUAUCUAUCUAUCUAUCUAUCCUAGUCGAGCUAAGUUUGUUAAUAUCUAUCUAUCUAUCUAUCUAUCUAUCUAUCUAUCUAUCGAUCCUAUGUGUUCGAAUCUAUCUAUCUAUCUAUCUAUCUAUCUAUCUAUCUAUCCUAGUGUGUUCGAAUCUAUCUAUCUAUCUAUCUAUCUAUCUAUCUAUCUAUCUAUCUGGCUAGCUAGCCCGAUAGCUAUUUCCUUCCCCGAUAAUAUCUUUGUAAACAUUUUUUAUGUUUCCUUUCUUUUUCCUCUAUUUUCAUCAACAUCAUUUCUAUCAGAUUCUCUCUCUCUCUUAUCCCCCUUCAUGACUCAAAUGUCAGUCACAAAAGAACGGCGAGAAGAAAAUUACAAAUCCAACAAUUGA
Acanthosepion pharaonis is the source of this 879-nucleotide messenger RNA. The record is from the annotation of a GenBank genome assembly. NCBI's taxonomy places the organism in Eukaryota, Metazoa, Mollusca, Cephalopoda, Sepiida, Sepiidae.